AUGAUAAAAAGGUAUCUGAAGAUAUACCCAUCCAUUUACUACACCAAACAUGUGAAGACAGCCCCCGAAGUGAAUGAACAUUCCACCCUGUUGAAAAAGGAUUACGUAUUUAAUCAGUAUGGUGGACAGGAAGUUUUCCUAAAUAAUAAACUAAAGAAGGGACAGGACGAAAACCAAGUAAAGAGAAUCUACUACUUCAAAUUGUGGAACGCCCUCACCGAGCAUAACUUCACUCUUUUUGAAAAUACGAUUCAACAGUUUUUAAAUGAAGGACACAAAUAUGACGAGGUUAUCUACUCCAUUUUGGUCCACUCGUACGUGUUAAACCAUAAGAAGAAGAAUGAAAAUGCCUACCUUGUGAUCGAAGAAAUGAAGCGUAGCUACAUGCACCCGGCCAUCAUAAAGUUCAACGAGAGGAUGAUCAACUCGUUCCUAGAACUCGAGAUGAUUUUCUGCGAACCGUCCAAAAGCCUAUGGAUAAACAUAUGCCGACUGGCUUGGGAGACUUCUAUAAAGCUCAACAGAGAAAGGAAGAGGAAACUAAAGGAGAAGCUGAAAUUAAUGCCUCCACAGGAUGUGCUAACAUUAACUAAGGAAGACUUAAAGCUUAUGCUGAUGAAGGAGUAUGAAGAUGCUUUAUUAAAUAUGGUUGACACGAUGGUGUUGGAAGAUGAAUCCUCAUAUGAUCAUGUCUUAAUUGGGAAUGAGGAAAUGGAUGAUUCGAUUGGAGAAAUAGUAGACGGCGGGGAGGGCGGAGUUACGCAGAAAGCCCACCUUCCGCAGGGACUUAAUCAUCCCCUUUUAGCACAACCUGAUGAAAGGAACAAACACACAUACAACCAUGAACAGUUUCAUUUUCAUAACGACUCAGCUGAUGGGAUGUACUAUCCAAGGGAUGGCACCGAAAACUUUAAGGAUGGUUUCUCUUUUUUAUACGGACAGGGUACAGGACAGGGGGAAGUAGAAGGUACCUUGGGCGAUGGAGACUUCCAAAGUUUUAUGGAGGUCGGACGGGAAGAUCCACUCAACAAAGACGUGCUCGAAAAUGCGAAUGAAGAUGGAACGGAAGAUUCGUUUGAAGACAACGAAGAUGGAACGGAAGACUCGUUUGAGGAUAACGAAGAUGAAACGGAAGACUCGUUUGAGGAUAACGAAGACUUUGAUAUUCAGCUUUUAAAGAAGUACUAUAAUUUAAAGUAG
Plasmodium knowlesi strain H is the source of this 1200-nucleotide messenger RNA. RefSeq names its product conserved protein, unknown function. The transcript has 2 exons. Bases 1 to 1200 code for a protein of 399 amino acids. Lineage: Eukaryota; Apicomplexa; Aconoidasida; Haemosporida; Plasmodiidae. The record is from RefSeq and is a predicted model, not a curated record.